GAGAAUAAAAAUCCGAAAUUCAAUCAAUCUCGGUUUACGGCAGUCACAUGCUAACAAGUUAAAAUUUACCAGCUUAUAAUGUGAGAAAAUUGUUUAAUGUUUACGUGCAACUUAUUUUGAUGGGUGAGCGACUGCGACCUGAAGAAAUGGCGACCACGAGUACGGCGAUAGCGACCGUCCCAUCUCAGAUCCAAGAGCCCGCAGAGCCGGUGGCGGUGAUAACUCUCCGGCCGCGCAAGUCCCGGAAGAAGGUGGUGUGGACGGACGACACCGUCGACAAUGAGCACAUGAACAAGAAGAAAUCCAAGUGUUGCUGUAUCUACGAGAAGCCGAAGGCGUUCGGCGAGUCAGACUCGGAAGACAGUGACGACGAGUGCGAGCACUGCUUCGGUCACGUCGAGAAACGGCACAAACAAGCAGGCGGCGGCACGGUCACGACGGACGAGCAGGACGGAGCGGCGCCAGAGGCACCCGCCGCCAUUACGCUGCAGCCCGCCCCCGCGCCCGCGCCGCCCGACAACAAGGAAAAACCCGAAUAA
Cydia amplana is the source of this 539-nucleotide messenger RNA. Its product is annotated as E3 ubiquitin-protein ligase PPP1R11-like. The record is from RefSeq and is a predicted model, not a curated record. Lineage: Eukaryota; Metazoa; Arthropoda; Insecta; Lepidoptera; Tortricidae. Gene Ontology annotation, cellular component: nucleus. Bases 120 to 539 code for a protein of 139 amino acids. Gene Ontology annotation, molecular function: protein phosphatase 1 binding; protein serine/threonine phosphatase inhibitor activity. The transcript is spliced from 4 exons.